AGCCGCGCGCCCCUGCGCCCUUGCGCCGCUGCGCCCCGCUCUCCCUUGCUCCCACACGCACACGCUCCGCCCGGCCAAGCAAGCCAUUGACCAUUGGUGCGAGCGCCUGCACCAGCCGCAGCGGAGGACGCAAAACACUCCUAGUUGCAUUCGGAGCUUUCAUCUGGGAGACCCAGGCGAGUGGCGAAGGUGGGCUGGGACCCUAGCGGGCGCUGCGCGGCUCGGGCCCUGGGCUGGCAGAGCUGCUUCGACCAGGCAGCCUCUGCCGGAGCUGGAGAGAGAGAAGCGGCUGCGGCCGUGGCGCGAGGAGGGGAACUUCCCGGUUUCCAGCGCCAUAACCCACGGAUGGAAAUCCUGAAUGGAGGAACCGCUGACUUCUUUGCGUGAGAAAAUUGUCCCGAGGAACUCGGAUUUGACUGCUCAGAGCAGCGAAAGGUGUGUCCAUGACGUGGUUUGGGGAAAAUCGGCAAUCGAAACCUCCCAUGUGAGCUGCCAACUGUGACCGAGGGAGAAGAGUAUGCUUGCUUUAGGUGUUUGAAUUUCAUGCACAAGGCUUUAAGCAAGUGGGCCAUAAACUUACUUCGGCAUCCACUUCAGCAGAAACCCGAAGUCUUGUCGGAGAACCCCCAUCUUUAUCCUGGAAAGCCGCCUUCGUGUACCCACAUCCUUUGGAUUGAAUCUCUGUUUGGGCUCAUCUUUCCUAUAGAACAUAGUUAAAUAUCUAGAAAUGUUCUGCCAAUUUCUGGGACAUAGGUCUGAGGACCUAUACAAGGCGCUAGGAUUCAGCCCAGUACAUUUGAAAAAAAUGACAAUUUAAACAGUUUUAGGAUACCUUGGUGUUCUUUUAAAUCCUUGUAAGAUAAGAUCUGACGGAUUUACACACGUGACAGGUAAGAACUUUCUCUUUUUUAGCCUAGUCUCAGAGAAGGCCCAAGUAGAGCAGGACCCAGGAAGAGGAGGGCCGUGCGCCCCUCGGGGGCUUCAGGCUCUUGGCCCGGAAGCUGCUUUGGGAAGGCACAGCCCUUGCUCCUGGACAGGCUGGAGAAGCGUGGGGGGCACGAGCGGGUGGAAGGCGGCGCUGCGCUCCACCUGCCCUGCCCCGGACGAAGCCCGGGGGCGAGGCGUCAAUAUUAGGAUUUUUAUUAAACACAAGGAAUGGUCUUUUAAUUAUUCAGAAACACAGCUCCUCCGGGCCAGACGCUGCUGCGAUGGUGCUGGUCACACAAUAUUCUAGCCCCGACCGCGAAGAGGACGAUAAAAGCGUCCGGAGACACCCUUUGCAAUCACGGAUGAACCACACUUGGUAGUACCGGGCAUUGAUUGCUGGUGCCCGAGCAGACUCUCCUCCCCUCUCCCUGGACGCCCCCCCCCCCCACCGAGGCUGGCUCCCGCGGCGGCCAGGGCUCACGUCCGUGCCUCCUCCGUGGCCCGGGUUGCGUUUAUUUUUCAUGAGCCCCGGGUGAACAGGUGCGAAGUGCUCUGGGAGCAUCCGCUGGCGGCCGGGCGCGCGGAACAUGGAGAGCGAACGCGACAUGUACCGCCAGUUCCAAGACUGGUGCCUUAGGACUUACGGGGACUCGGGCAAGACCAAGACGGUGACCCGUAAGAAAUACGAGCGGAUCGUCCAGCUCCUCAACGGGUCCGAGUCGAGCUCCACGGACAAUGCCAAAUUUAAAUUCUGGGUCAAAUCGAAAGGCUUCCAGCUGGGCCAGCCGGACGAGGUCCGCGGGGGAGCCGGCGGCGCCAAGCAGGUGCUCUACGUGAGGGUCAAGACCACGGAUGGAGUAGGUGUAGAUGAGAAGCUGUCUUUACGGCGAGUAGCAGUGGUUGAAGACUUCUUUGACAUUAUUUAUUCAAUGCAUGUGGAAACAGGACCAAAUGGUGAACAAAUUCGAAAACAUGCUGGACAAAAGAGAACUUACAAAGCAAUUUCAGAGAGCUAUGCCUUCCUACCAAGAGAAGCGGUGACACGAUUUCUAAUGAGCUGCUCAGAGUGCCAGAAAAGAAUGCAUUUAAACCCAGAUGGAACAGAUCAUAAAGAUAAUGGAAAGCCUCCUACCUUGGUUAGCAGCAUGAUUGACUACAACAUGCCAAUCACCAUGGCCUACAUGAAGCAUAUGAAACUACAGCUGCUGAACAACCAGCAAGAUGAGGAUGAAAGUUCAAUAGAAAGUGAUGAAUUUGAUAUGAGUGAUUCAACACGGAUGUCAGCUGUGAACUCCGACCUUAGCUCCAAUCUUGAAGAAAGAAUACAAAGUCCCCAGACCCUUCAUGGCCAGCAAGAUGAUGAUUCUGCUGCAGAGAGCUUUAAUGGCAAUGAGACUCUGGGGCACAGCUCAGUUGCAUCAGGGGGAGCACACUGCAGGGAGAUGGGAGACUCCAACAGUGAUGGCAAAGCUGGGCUGGAGCCCGAAGAACAGCCACUGAACCUGAGUGACAGUCCCCUCUCUGCACAGCUGACUUCAGAAUACAGAAUAGAUGAACAGAAUAGUAACGGAAAAAACAAAUAUAAGAGUCUGUUAGUUUCUGACCUCAAGAUGGAACAAGAGGCGAGAGAAAAUGGAAGCAAGUCUCCUGCACAUAGUUAUUCAAGCUAUGACUCUGGCAAAAACGAGAGUGUCGACCGAGGAGCUGAGGACCUAUCACUCAACAGGGGGGAUGAGGAUGAAGAUGAUCAUGAUGAGCAUGAGGAUUCGGAGAAAGUGAACGAGACAGACGGUGUGGAAGCAGAACGGCUGAAAGCCUUCAAUAUGUUUGUCAGGCUGUUUGUAGAUGAAAACUUGGACCGAAUGGUCCCAAUCUCUAAGCAGCCCAAAGAAAAGAUCCAGGCUAUCAUUGACUCAUGCAGGCGACAAUUCCCUGAGUACCAAGAGCGUGCCAGAAAACGUAUACGUACUUACCUCAAGUCCUGCAGGCGGAUGAAAAGAAGUGGUUUUGAGAUGUCUCGACCUAUUCCUUCCCACCUUACUUCAGCAGUUGCAGAGAGUAUCUUGGCCUCAGCUUGUGAGAGUGAGAGUAGAAAUGCUGCCAAGAGGAUGCGCCUGGAUAAACCACAGGAUGAGUCAAUCCCAGCUGACAAACACUCUAAGUCAGAGACAGCCCAGACAGCUUACUCCACUUCAACUGUUCCAGGCUCCCAGGAAGUAUUGUACAUCAAUGGAAAUGGGACCUACAGUUACCAUAGUUACCGAGCGCUGGGAGGAGGACUGCUAAACCUGAAUGAUGCUUGUAAUAGUGGGCCCACCGAUCUGAGCAUGAAGAGACAGCUGGCCACUAGCUCAGGGUCCUCCAGCAGUACAAGCUCCAGACCUCAGCUGAGUCCAACUGAAAUCAAUGCUGUGAGACAGCUUGUCGCAGGCUACCGAGAGUCAGCUGCCUUUUUAUUGCGUUCUGCAGAUGAACUGGAAAAUCUCAUUUUACAACAGAACUGAGGCAAAUGGUGAACAAAUCCAUUCAGUUCUAAAUCUGCAGUUUCCACUAACGACACUUUGAUUUCUCAGCAGAGAUACUUCUGGGCUUGCUGCACAAUCUGUUAAGAGAAAAACUUCCAUUAUUGCCACACUGUCCUUGAUCUGUAAACCAAUGUGCGAAGGUGCUUCAAAGGGACCCUGGCCUCUGAAGUGCUUGAGAUAUGUAAAAGUGCCCAGCUUAUUCCUUUUUGUUUUAAUGUGCCAUCAUAAAUAUCAUGGGCAAAAUGUUGCAUAUUCUUAAUUCAAGGAUUAAAAUCUGAAGUUUGUGGUAUAAAAUAUAAUUCAAGAUCCAACUGAAAUAUUAGUAGACUCUGCUACGAACUCAUUGGACUCAAAGGUUGAAUUGUCUUGCAAAAGAGAGGGAGAGAGUCGAAUUUCUUGAUACAGGAUAUAACAACAAUGAAAAGGAUCUUGUAUUUUAAAACAAAUAUGUAAUUUUUAUAAAAGAAAACGUGUUUUUCAUUCAAAAUUGUCAUUUUCACUUUGGUAACUUUUUCAUAGGUCCUAAAGGAAAACCGUUUUCAGAAACUACUGUAAGUACCUUUUCCACAUCCCUUUUGCCUUCUCCUCUUUCCAAAUUAUUUCUAUAACAAUAUACUAAUAAUAGCACUGGAUGCUGGAGAACCCCUUGCCUAUGUUCUUUAAAUCAUCACAUCAGGAAAUAUUUCCAAGAGAAGCCUACAUUUCUGCACUUAUGCCGAUCUCAGACAAACCUAUGCCACAAAGCAGUUUUGUCAUACCAGUUUCAGCCACAGAAUGUUGUAAAAACACUCAAAAAGAAGUGCUGGAAAAUGCACACCUUGCUUUCUGUAAAGCUGCUCCUCCUGGUGGCUGCUGCUCCUCCAAGCAUCCGUCCAGAGCAGCCAUUGAUAUAGAUGACUGAAUGUUGAGGUUGCAAGUGACAAUCGGACAGUUUGCACUCUUGUGUGUAGUUUUAUUUUCAUUUCUCUCUUUCAGAAAUAGUUUCCAGAAAAGGCCAUUAUGUCUCCUGAUAUGAUUUGUGUAAUUUACAUUUUUAACUGAAAAUAACUCAGUGGAUGCAGCUGUGUCAUACAGUGAGCUAUUUCCUUCUGUCCCCUCACUCUGCCCUUGUUCUUUUGUAGUGUUGGGUACAAGAGUGGUGUUGUCUUUAUGCACUGAGGCAAGCUUAUUUUUAAAAUAUUUAGGGAAGAAGUACUUUAACUCAUGCUUGUACUAUUAUUUUUUUCUGUUGGUUGAAUUUCAAAUAUUUUGUACAUUCUUGGAUAUGCCUUAUUUCAUGUAAAUUCUGUGUCAUUCAGUUUUUGAUUAUGAGUUGAAGGCAUCUGUAAUAUUUCUUAUCAAUAUGUUGCAUAUAGUUUUUCAGGUAAUGACUGUGAGUGUGGCCCAGUAAUGUGCACUUUUUCUUGUAACUGUGGACAUUGCUAUACUUUUUUCUUUUAGUGUUUCUAGAAUUACUGUUCCUUACACUUACAUAAACAAACAAAAGGAAAUUUUGUGAUACUGUUGGUGAAUAUAAUGUGAAAAUCUUAUUGAGAUAUGAGUAUUUUGAAAUAAUAGAUGCACAAACAUCUUUUAAUGUAUGGAUUUAGAGUUUGCUUAUUUAAUGAAAAUUUUAAAAAUGAG
This is a messenger RNA of Jaculus jaculus (lesser Egyptian jerboa), 5075 nucleotides long. It is a transcript of the gene Nol4, whose product is annotated as nucleolar protein 4. Lineage: Eukaryota; Metazoa; Chordata; Mammalia; Rodentia; Dipodidae. The transcript has 11 exons. Bases 1515 to 3431 code for a protein of 638 amino acids. The record is from RefSeq and is a predicted model, not a curated record.